AUGGCGCUUUCUGACAGCGGAUCAGAGGGAAAGAAGUUCUGGUGGGAUGACUCUGCGUACAGCGAGAAGGUAAUCAGACGGGUCUUCAUGACCCAUGCAGCCACCCGGUACAAAGACAACAUCCACAAGAUGAGGAAAAUGCAAAAGAAGCAUACAUCUGUGAAUCAGGAGAUCUGGGAAGCCUGGAAUGCAUUUUGGGACACAGAGAAGGAGAAAAAGAAGUCAGAGACAGCUCGGGCAAACCGGAUGAGUGAGCCUGCGGGCCCCGGUUCUGGUCCUGCUAAGGAGCUCGGCCGGAAGCCGACUGCGACAGAGCUGUACAGUCGCCUUCAUAAAACGAAGGCUGAGAAGAAACCAGUCGACAAGAGGGUUCAGGAUAUGACUGACGCCAUCGCUGAGAGGCUUGCUGCUGCGACACAGUCGCCGACCGGAGAGGGGAGCACCUCGAGUCCUGUGGAUGAGACGCAGAUAUUUAUGGAUAUCGAGGGCGUCAACAAGAAGCAUCGGGUGUACGGCCUGGAUUCGGCUACCAGCAGAUAUGUAGGCCCGAGUAUCAGACCGCAGAGAGGCAGCUCUUCACGGACAUCACAGCAGGCGGAUGAGGAGGUCGAGCGCCGUGUGCAGGCCGGCAUCCAGGAGGGCCUGCGGCAGGUUGAGCAGCGGUUGGCGGCGCAGCAGGCCAGCAUGGCACAGAUGAUACGUGAUGAGAUUGCACGGAUGAUGCCGAAUCUCCCACCAGAGUAUCAGCCACAGUUUCCCCCUCCUCCGCCAGACGGUGGCGAUACUACAGAUUUGUAG
Mercurialis annua (annual mercury) is the source of this 798-nucleotide messenger RNA. RefSeq lists its product as uncharacterized. NCBI's taxonomy places the organism in Eukaryota, Viridiplantae, Streptophyta, Magnoliopsida, Malpighiales, Euphorbiaceae. The record is from RefSeq and is a predicted model, not a curated record. Bases 1 to 798 code for a protein of 265 amino acids. The transcript has 4 exons.